AUGCCAGACUUCACACUCGAAACGCGCCACGGCAUAAUAAGUGUCACAGAUACAGGCCUCAAGAACUCUUCUCCAGCGCUUCUUCUGCUCCACGGCAACAGCUCGUCCUCAAAAAUCUUCCGGCACUUACUCGCCUCACCUACUCUAACGACACAAUACCGACUGAUAACCUUCGACCUUCCAGGUCAUGGAGCAAGUAGUAACGCCGCCUCACCAGAGGCUACAUACACCAUGGCAGGCUACGCAGAUCUCGCAGUCCACAUCCUGGAACAUCUCUGCGUCGAAUCCAUCGUUAUCCUGGGCUGGAGCCUGGGCGGUCACAUCGCUCUGGAGAUGGUUCCUCUCCUCAAGACCGCGAGUGAAAGAGAAUCCCGCAUCGUUCACCUCUCUGGGCUGAUGCUGAUCGGCGCUCCCCCUGCGCUAGGUGCCGAGCAGUGUACACAAGGGUUCAAGGUUCCGACCAACCCCGACGAAGGACAGGAGAACUUGAUGGCCAAAGUGCUCUGGACGGAAGAGCAAGCGGAGACGAUAGCGCGCAGUUCGGCCCCCGGUGGUAAAUCCGAGCUGUUCGAAGACUGGAUGCGCAAAGACGCUAUCCGAACUGAUGGGCGCGCGCGAAUGAUGAUGUUCAAGGCUUUUGUGGAGGGCCGAGGAGUCAAUCAGGUGCAAGUUGUGGAAGGGGAGGACGUACUAACUGCGGUGAUCAACGGAGCAGAGGAGCCGUUCAUAAAUUUGGAUUACAUCGACGGGUUAAAUUGGAAGAAGCUUUGGCGGGGAGAAUGUGUGAGGUUGGAAGGCAAGAAACAUGCGCCGUUCUGGGAAGACCCAAAGGGGUUCGAGGCAUUGCUCUUGGAGUUUUUGGGAGACUGUGGGAGUGAGAGCGAGGCGUAG
This is a messenger RNA of Ascochyta rabiei, 891 nucleotides long. RefSeq lists its product as uncharacterized. The transcript has a single exon. Bases 1 to 891 code for a protein of 296 amino acids. The record is from RefSeq and is a predicted model, not a curated record. Lineage: Eukaryota; Fungi; Ascomycota; Dothideomycetes; Pleosporales; Didymellaceae.